This is a messenger RNA of Gossypium arboreum, 1044 nucleotides long. RefSeq lists its product as uncharacterized. The record is from RefSeq and is a predicted model, not a curated record. Bases 1 to 1044 code for a protein of 347 amino acids. The transcript has 4 exons. Lineage: Eukaryota; Viridiplantae; Streptophyta; Magnoliopsida; Malvales; Malvaceae.
AUGGCGGGUUCUUUAGGCGAAAAUGGGCUGAUUUUAGAAAGGGGCAGUAACCCAGUGGAGUCUGACGAAGGGGGAAAUGGAUCGAGGGAUAGGCAUGUGGAAGAUGAGAUAGUCGGUUUCAAUUUUAGGGAGGAGUUUGCUCAACUGAGUCAAAAUAAGAGGAAGAAAAAGUCUUUGAACAAAAAAAUUAAGUCGAUGCGUGAAAUUCAAAAUGGAGUGUUGUCGACAAAGGAGAAACAAAAGAGGGAUAGAAAGGAGAAGCUAAAGAAGAGGAAAACGGUAGCAACGGUCAUCUUAAGAGAGGUUAAAAGAACUUGGAAAGUAGGAAAGAAGGUGGGGUUGAGUGUGAGAGGUGACGAGGAAGAGGUGAUUGAAGAAAUAGGGAGAUUAGAGGGCCAGAAGGGGAUGAGAAUUGUUUCUUGGAAUAUUAGAGGAUUAGGCUCAGAGGUGAAGAAGGCCUCGUUUAGGUUUGUGGCAGCUGAAGGUAGAUCGGGUGGCCUGUUGACUAUAUGGAAUAAAGAUGAAUUUUUAUUUUCAAAAGAAUGGAGCGAGUGCAGAGUGUUAGUUAUUGAAGGAAGAUGGAUUAAGGAGGAUUUAGAAGUGGUAUUAAUUAAUAUUUAUGCUCCCAACUUAGCGUCUGAGCAGAGUGUUUUAUGGGGAGUAUUAAUGGAGCUGCGAAUUCAAUUUGCAAGUCCUUGGAUUAUGGGAGGAGAUUUUAACGUGGUGAGAUGCAGAAGUGAAAGGAGCAGAUGUAUGGGUUCAGCGAAUGGGUCUAAGGAAUUUGAUAAUUUUAUCCAAAAUUGUAAGCUUAUUGAUUUGCCAUUGGUGGGAAAGAAGUUUACUUGGUAUGGUCCUGAUAACAAAAAAAGCAAGCUUGACAGAUUUUUGGUGGAAGAACACUGGAUGAUUAAGAUUAAGGAUCUUCAGCAGCUGGGAUUAAAGAGAUCAGUUUCUGAUUAUAUUCCAAUUUUAUUAGCUGAUGCUGAAAUAGAUUGGGGUCCUAGGCCUUUUAAAUUCAUAAACGGAUGGCUGAGAAACAAGUAG